This is a messenger RNA of Colius striatus (speckled mousebird), 2385 nucleotides long. It is a transcript of the gene MAEA, whose product is annotated as macrophage erythroblast attacher, E3 ubiquitin ligase. The transcript has 10 exons. NCBI's taxonomy places the organism in Eukaryota, Metazoa, Chordata, Aves, Coliiformes, Coliidae. Bases 261 to 1307 code for a protein of 348 amino acids. Gene Ontology annotation, biological process: proteasome-mediated ubiquitin-dependent protein catabolic process. Gene Ontology annotation, molecular function: ubiquitin protein ligase activity; protein binding. The record is from RefSeq and is a predicted model, not a curated record. Gene Ontology annotation, cellular component: cytoplasm; GID complex; nucleus.
GUUGGUGCCUAUUCCAAGAUGGCGGUGCAGGAAUCAGCUGCUCAGCUCUCAAUGACUUUGAAGGUGCAGGAGUAUCCCACUCUCAAGGUGUUAUAAGCUAACACGAUUGAGGAGAGGAAGCACAUCAUUUUUCUGACCCUUGAAAGGAGAGCGUAGUUCUGUAAUGGUUCCCCCCACCUAAUCUGGUGCCAUAUGAAACAUUGAACAAACGGUUUCGAGCUGCACAGAAGAACAUUGAUCGAGAGACCAGCCACGUUACAAUGGUUGUGGCAGAGCUGGAGAAGACGCUGAGCAGUUGUCCUGCUGUGGAUUCAGUUGUUAGUCUCCUGGAUGGAGUAGUUGAAAAACUCAGUGUUCUGAAACGAAAGGCAGUUGAAUCAAUCCAGGCUGAAGAUGAAAGUGCAAAACUCUGCAAACGUAGGAUUGAACAUCUCAAAGAACAUAGUAGUGACCAGCCAGCUGCUGCAAACAUGUGGAAGAAGAAACGUAUGGAUCGUAUGAUGGUGGAACACCUCUUACGCUGUGGCUACUACAAUACAGCUGUAAAACUAGCAAGACAAAGUGGUAUUGAGGACUUGGUAAAUAUUGAGAUGUUUUUGACUGCGAAAGAAGUGGAAGAGUCAUUGGAAAGACAAGAGACUAUGACUUGCUUGGCUUGGUGUCACGAUAACAAAUCCAGACUCAGAAAAAUGAAGAGCUGUCUGGAGUUCAGCCUAAGGAUUCAAGAGUUCAUUGAACUCAUUCGACAGAACAAGAGACUGGAUGCUGUGAGACAUGCCAGAAAGCAUUUCAGUCAGGCUGAGGGAAGCCAGCUGGAUGAGGUUCGACAAGUGAUGGGAAUGUUGGCCUUUCCUUCAGACACUCAUAUCUCCCCCUAUAAGGAUCUCUUGGACCCUGCUCGAUGGAGAAUGCUGAUCCAACAGUUCAGAUAUGAUAACUACAGACUACAUCAGCUGGGAAACAAUUCUGUUUUUACUAUAACACUCCAGGCAGGCCUUUCAGCUAUCAAAACACCACAGUGCUACAAAGAGGAUGGGAGCUCAAAAAACCCAGACUGCCCUGUGUGUAGCAAAUCCCUGAACAAGCUGGCUCAGCCUCUGCCUAUGGCACAUUGUGCCAACUCCCGACUAGUCUGCAAGAUUUCGGGGGAUGUAAUGAACGAAAAUAAUCCUCCUAUGAUGUUACCAAAUGGAUAUGUCUAUGGAUACAAUUCUCUGCUUUCUAUUCGUCAAGACGACAAAGUAAUUUGCCCAAGAACCAAAGAAGUCUUCAACUUCUCACAAGCUGAGAAAGUCUACAUCAUGUAGGUCCGUAAAACCCAUGAUGAAGUGCCGCUGGAAUUUUGACACCGUGUAUCUUGGCAUACCCUGUACAGGGGGAGGCCUUAAUGUGUGGCAAAGAAGCAAAACCUGCCACCUUGGGGAUCAGACCUGUCGGUGGCAUUCUUGUUUCUUGCGACCAAAGAUCAAUGAGCAACAAUAAACACUCUUUAAAAAGAAAAACAAAAGAGAGAGAGAGGAAUUAAGUUUGUACUUGAAUAAAAAUGAAAACAAAUUUUGAUUGUUAAGGUUUUGUAACGUAAGGUCACAAAUUGGACUCUUCUCAAAAGUACUUUCAUCUUCUAAAGGAUACAUUUCUUUAAAGAUGGACACUUGCACUGGGGGAAAAGUUACAACAGAUUUGAAAUUAGAUCCAUUUUUCUUCCCUCUGUUUCACAAUUGUCCAAGACCCUUUUGUUAUCAAAGAUUUCAGUACUACCACUAUGUUCUCCUUUAAGCUCCUCUUUGCCUUCUUUAUGAUCCUCUCGUGAAGCAAUCCCCAACGUGAAUAACUUAUUUCCAUGGGAAGUUACUGAUGUCUUUGACAGAAGACUGACUUCUCUGGAGGAUCGACUAGGGACUGGUUUGAAGGAGUAUGAAGUCUUUUUCCAAACCCAAAUAUUUUAAGGAGGUUGCAUAAGUAUCAAGAGGAACUGAGAACAUUUCAGGCAAAAUCCAAUGCUUGUUUAAAUGUUCUUUUUCCAGUCUACCAUAGUGUUAAAGUCCUUCUAAAGUUAUUAGUUAUGUGCAUAGGGUUCAAUAUGAAAUCAUUAGUGCUACUGCCUUAUUUCUUGCUUUGAGAAUGUACUUACAUGAAAAUGAGCUGGUAUUCUUAAGUGUCGGGCGAAGUUUCUGAAGAUGCCUUGCAGGAUGAUUACAUAAUUUUAGGGUCUAAAUAGUAUUCAUUACUGAAACUAAUAGUUCAAUUUUAACAGCUACAGAACACAUCCUUAUGACUUUUCAGAAGAAUUAAACCAUUGUAGUUUAAACAAAACCAUAUUGUAGAGGUUUGUAGUUAGCGCUUAUUUUUGCAUGUUGAUGUUGAUUAGCUAAUAAAAGAUUGUAA